This is a messenger RNA of Physella acuta, 1845 nucleotides long. RefSeq names its product chromobox protein homolog 5. NCBI's taxonomy places the organism in Eukaryota, Metazoa, Mollusca, Gastropoda, Physidae. The record is from RefSeq and is a predicted model, not a curated record.
CUCUUCUACGUUGAAGUCAACAACCUAGCAAAAUGCAUCAUGGGACGCUGUACUAAUUUAGGAAACAUGGCGAGUUUUAGCGACGACGAGGGAUUUGAAAAACAGGUUGAAUCUAUUCUUGAACAAAGAAAGCGUAAAGGAGCAAUUGAAUACCUUGUACGUUGGAGAGGUGCUGGAGAGAGUCAAGAAAGUGAAACUUGGGAACCUGCUAAAACUUUAAUCAUCAAUUGGGCACAAGUAGUCCAAGAUUUUCUUACAAAAAAGAAGGAAGAGAAAAAAAGAUCUACUUCAAGAUCCAGAAAAGGCUCUCGUUCAAGGUCUAGAUCAUCUUCGAGAAAUAGAAAGACAACCAAAGCUGAGGAGAAGACAAAGUCAAGAUCUCGUUCACGGGGGCGCCCUAAAAAAUCUUCGUAUCCACCUAAUGAGCCGGAAACGUCAAAUGAAGGAUCUGAAAAUAAGAAAAAUACCAGAAGUAAAAGUAAUAUAGUCAUUUCAGAAUCUAGUACAUCAGUCACCAAAGAAACUGUAACACUACAGGAAAGUACUAACAGCAUUGAAGCAAAGGACAACACAGACUCCUCUGAAAAGAUGACAGCUAAAUCAUCAAAUAAUUCUAAUUCUCAAUUGGAAGUUCAGCGUGUUGUUAAUGAACAGUGCCCAGCUUCUGAGGACAACAAACCAAGAAGUGCUAUAUGGAAAGUUGCAGAUUAUGCGGUCAUUGUUCUUUUCAUACUCUCACUGAUUGCUGCAAUUUUCCUGUUUCUUGAAAAAAUUUUAGAUUUGGAGGAUUUUAAAAAACAGGCCCUACCCAACAUGCGAGUAUUGCAAGAAAGACUGGAAGCUGGAAAAAACAGUUUCAUGGAUUUAAUUUUUUAUUGUCUAGAUAGCAUCACUCAUUGUUGGUUUAAUGUUAUGGAGCAAAUUAAGGGUGCAGAGAACACUAAAAAAUCUGCUUAGUAUUGUUUUGUUUUUAUACCAUAUAUUAUAUGAUUGGUCAUUUUGAAUAAGUAGCCUAAAGAAAUUGUUUUCAGCUGGUUUUUAAAAUUGAUUUAAUAAAUUAUUUUGAAAUAUUCUUCACUUGGUUUAGAGAUACAUAGAUGUGUGGAAAGGUUGGAUUUUCUUUUAAGGAGGUUGUAUCUUAAAUUCUAAAAAAUUAUUUUUUAAAAGACAGUCAUGUGUAAAAUUGCAGCCAAAUAGUGUACAGAAUGCCACAUAUAGGCAGCCUUGCAUGCUGUUUUUGCUUAGUUUGUUUGACACUCCCAUCAGUAGAUUUUUUCACUUUUAUACCAUUUUGAUAAUUUAGACAAUUUUUAGCAAAUGUAAAUCUGUUAAAGCAGUUUAUGUAUGUGUUCUUCAUUGUACAGAUGUUUUGUUUUAAUGCAGUUGGAAUUUUAAAAUUAUUUAUUAGACGUCCUACCAUACUAAUUAAUUAUUCAUUAAUUAUUAAAUAUAAUCAUAUAUUGCAUGACAUAAAUUAAAAUAAUUUCUCACAUAAACUUUUGUAAAGUCAAGGUCACGGCCGUAAACUGUAUGCUAUUGGCAAAAAUAAUUUUUAUACCCUGUAUGUUAUGUUAGUUUUCAUCUGUGUGGUGUCAGACAUUUUUUUAAAUGAAUACAUUUAUGAUCCCUAUGGUUGAUCUGUAUCAACUCAUCAAAAUUACUUUUUUACUAAUGAAAAUAAUUGUCACUUUUCAAAGUUCAUUUAUUUUUGUUGAACAGUAAAAGCUUAGCAGUAUUGAUUUGAGCCAUUAUAGCUCUGACAUUCCACACUAACUCAUCAAUUAAAAGAAAACUAAACGUUUUGUCUUGUUUAUUAAUAAAAAGAUCAUAUACACCCCUGUGCAA